AUGAUGACUAUGGACGUCGGGAUGUACAACAAUCAGCAGAGUGGGUACAACGCGGAGUACUAUCAGCAGGGAGCGGCGUAUCAGCCACCGUACGAGGGAUACCACGAAGGGUACUAUGAGCCAACUCCAUAUUACGAACCCAUCAUCCAUGGACAAGCGACACACGAGCCAGCUCCAGUAAUAAGCACAGACACAGGACUCUGCUACACAAACUUGGACUAUGGAGAACUGCAACAAAACUACCCAAUCCACACGUUACCGCCGCACCCUGAAGCGUUCAAGCACAGGGAAGAGUUGCCCAGACCAGAAGAAAUACACAUGCACGAACACAAACUGGACAAUCACUACUUGGAGACCAAGUACAACAUGCACUUUGUCGAUGACUCCAGCAUGCAAUACAACCACGCCGGCUCUCCGCUACCGUGCGGAGAGUUCGACCCGUACUCCCCAAAGGAAGAGUUCGGAGGUUUGCGAGACGGGUUCCCCAGGGACGGAGAGAUGCAAAAUCACCAUGUUGGUCACCAACCUCAUCCGUCACAUUCCGCCGUUCCAACGUAUAAGUGGAUGCAAGUCAAGAGAAAUGUACCCAAACCUGCCGCACCAAAGCUGAUGAUACCUCCAGCAGACUUCGUGAACCAGGGCGUCCUUGGAAGUCCGCAGGACGGUCUCCGCACACCGACUGGCAGUCAGAUGCUCGCUAAUCCACUCCUCAAUUUGAACAACACCGGCCGAACCAACUUCACCAACAAACAGCUGACUGAACUCGAAAAAGAAUUCCACUUCAAUAAAUACUUAACAAGAGCGAGAAGGAUAGAAAUAGCAUCCGCCCUACAACUGAACGAGACACAAGUCAAAAUCUGGUUCCAGAAUCGAAGAAUGAAACAGAAGAAACGCAUCAAGGAAGGCCUGAUCGUUGCCCCCGAGGUCGCUUCAACAUCCCAUUCCAGUGCUCUAGGCUCAAAUGAAAACAGCAGGGAGUCGAGCUAAAUAGUGUUCGUGUAUGAGUGACUUUAAUACGAUUUACCUGAAUAUACAAAGAUGGGGUCAA
Molecule: messenger RNA, 1048 nt
Organism: Nymphalis io (European peacock)
Lineage: Eukaryota; Metazoa; Arthropoda; Insecta; Lepidoptera; Nymphalidae
Product: homeobox protein Hox-A1-like
Exons: 2
Coding region: 1-987 (328 amino acids)
Biological process (GO): regulation of transcription by RNA polymerase II
Cellular component (GO): nucleus
Molecular function (GO): DNA-binding transcription factor activity, RNA polymerase II-specific; RNA polymerase II cis-regulatory region sequence-specific DNA binding
Source: RefSeq, a predicted model, not a curated record